GGCAGGAACGACGAUCUUUGCACAACGAUGACUCUUUCUUCUUCAUCUCUAUCAUGUAUUUAUUCCCUUGAACCAGUUUCUGAAUCUCGAAAGUACUUUCUUAUCUUCUUUCCUCACCACGAAGACGUCCAAGAUGGCUUUCUCCGCAGCUACCUCGGAAGAUUUUGAGAUGAUUGAUCACCGAGAAGUUAAUCUAGACCCUGAGGAUCUAGCCAAAUUGCAAGGAUGGCUUCAGCCCACCGACUACACGGCCGACUCCAGCGAGUUCCGCCGCCAUCUUUCAUCCCAAGCUCCCGGAACAGGCCUUUGGAUCUGCAAUACCGCACGGUAUCAACAAUGGCACCAAUCAGAUGGCCACAGUAGUCUCUGGGUGAAGGGUGUCCCAGGAGCAGGAAAGUCCGUCAUAGCUGCAUCGAUGGUAGAGCAUUUGAGCUCGACAGAAGAUGUGCCCGUGCUGUACUUCUUCUUUCGUUACAUUGUGGCGGCAAACCGGAAGCCACGGAACCUGAUCCAAGAUUUCCUCGCUCAGCUUCUACCCCGCUGUCCUAGACUACAAGGAACACUUCAGCCGCUUCUGGGGAGCGAACUGGAUCAUCUUUCUGAUGAGCGGCUAUGGGAGUUCCUACUGCUUGGGCUUGCCUCGAUAGAGAAGACCUAUUGUGUUGUAGACGCUAUGGAUGAGAUGGAACUGGGGUCCAAUGAUACUUUCCUACAACGCUUGAAUGGCUUGGCAACGUUUCGACCAGAAUCAGUCAAGCUUUUUAUGACAAGCAGACCAAAACAGUACCUCCAAAGUGCUCUGCACGAUGCAUCGAUUGUCCACAUCAGCCUAGAAGAUGAUCUUGUGGGCAAGGAUAUUGCCGUUUUCGUUGCUCAUCGACUCAAAGAUGUCCUGUCAGGUGACGAAAAUGCUCAGCUUCGAGCAAGUCUGGAGUCUACGAUAUGCGAAAGAUCUCGAGGGCUGUUUCUAUAUGCUCGACUUUUGGUAGAUCAGAUCAUACCGAAGUUGCAUGCAACAGGACAACUCGACGUUCAGAAGCUUGCAAAAAGUUUACCCAUAGGUCUCGAGGAUAUGUACAAUACUAUGCUAUACCAGAACACUGAAAGCGAGAAAAUUACGACAGACAUUCAAGUUUUUCUACUCGAGUUUGUCACUCAUUCAUCUCGAGCUCUUCGCUUGAACGAACUUGCAAACGUCCUGGCUUCAGAAUUUCCUUCAGAGAGGCUACCAGGAACACCUAAGAAUGUGGCAAGGACAGCUUGUGCACCACUCCUAGAAAUUCUGGAAGAUGAGACAGUACAAGUCAUCCAUCAUUCCUUCACCGAAUUUCUGCUGGACACUGAGAGGACGAAAGAUGUCAGCAAUGAUAGUACUCCACAAUUUCCUGUUCUCGAUCCUCCCAAAGUUCACAAGAGGUUGGCAAUGGUUUCAUUGAAGUAUCUACAGUCUGGAGUUCUUCGACACCCUGAUGCAGAAGAGUUUGAAAAGGCAUCAAAGUGUGAUUGUGACGGCGAUUUUGAUUGCCGCUGUCGACGUGGGCAGAAGAAGAUGGAAGAUCCAUACGAUUACCAAGAAGCAAGAUUGCGGUACCCUUUUCUUGAGUACGCUAUCAAAAAUUGGGCAUAUCACUGCCAUCGAUAUGAUGCCGAUGAUGAAGAUUUUCUUCAAGCUGUGUCAUCUUUCAUGGACCCUAAGAGCUUAGAUUUCAGGCAGUGGCUACGACUUGAGUGGACAAGACGCCAAGUCCCAGGAGCUGCUCAGACACCUGCUCCACUUCAUGUUGCCGCCUUUGCCGGUAUGUCGAAAUAUGCUGCUCGCUUGCUUCGAGAUGGCCAGAUUGUCGAUCCACUUGAUGCUGAUCAGCUCACUCCUCUACAUUGGGCCUGCAGACGUGGGCAUGUUGAGAUAGCGACUCUCCUUCUUCAGGGUGGAGCGGAUGCCAAUGCGCAUAGUUGUCGCGGAGUAGUGCCUCUACACGAAGCGGCUAAAAGAAACCAUUCAACAAUUGUCAAACUUCUCUUAGACGCUGGGGUCGAUCCAAUCGCUACAAAAACAAAGGAGAAUCACGGAGGGAGGCUACUUGGUGGGGAGAGAUCUACAAAAGGCGAAACAGCCAUUGAAUAUGCAUGUCAACAAGGACAUCUCGAUACCAUUACUGUCAUGCUCCCAUACCUCAAGCCUGCAUCUUUCGAAGAAGUUCUUGGCCGAGCUUGCCGGUGUGGCGAAUUUGAGAUCGUCAAAGCUGUUCUGCUGAAUACGGACGUUUCACCUAAUACGAGAUUCGAAGGUGGUACUCCACUCUAUGUUGCAGCGACAGGUCACAACACAAGUAUCGUUGAGAUCCUGCUGAGUAAAGAAGCCGAUCCCCUCGAGAUGUGUGAUUAUCAACCGAAUUACCGCAUCAAUGGUGCAGGUAGACGUUUGAGAGCUGGCCCGAUGAAAGCGCCCAUUCACGCUCUGGUUCAUCAAUGGAAUGAAUCAACACACGUUGCAUGCCAACAAAUCCUAAACAUGUUAUCAGGAGCAGGAGCAAAUAUUGAUGCAAAGAAUGGGGAAGGAAAUACGCCACUUCUAAGUCUAUUUGACGUUCGACAUGCAGCGCCACUCAUUGCAGUAAAGAGUUUACUCGAAGCCGGUGCCGAUGUGUCUGCCGUUGACCGGAACGGAGAUUCUGUCCUGUUUCGCGCUUUGCAGAACUGCAAGAACGUUGAAAUUAUCAAGCUCUUACUAGACCUUGGAGCCAGACCAGAUGCCCGGGGCAGUAAAGGAGAAACAGCCUUGCAUCAAAUCCUUUCACACCCACAUGGCAAUAUUGAGGACAGCAUCAAUGAGAUCAUCUUACUACUUCUGGAAAAAGGAGUUAGACCAGACCUUAAGAAUGAUUUUGGCAGAACAGCUUUGGAAAGCGCGAUCUUGACCGCGACCUGUACUCUGAAGACUUUCAAGCUUCUGCUCAACAAGUGCGAUAAUACCGCCGCGCAGGGAUGCAUGUGGCUACUAGGGAGCAGGAAAACUAUUGAAGAAACCAAACAAUUCAUUGAGCUGCUUCUCUCGCAUGGAGCUUCGCUGGAAGGACGAUCCAAGACUGGCAAGACACCCAUCCUCGCCGAUCUUCGGAAUCAGAAAGCUGUCAAAGCGCUAAGGCAACUCGGGGCCGAUAUUUAUGCCGUAGAUAAUCAUGGUCGUGGAAUCUUACAUUGCUUCACAAGCAUCAUGGGAGGUCACACCUUACUAGACGUAUUCCUGAAGUAUGUAGGCUAUGGGCUAGAUCCUUUGGUGGUUGAUAAUGAGGGCAAUUCCAUCUUACAUGUUGCGGUGGGCAAUUUUGAGGGGACGGCGAGAAAUAUCGAGUUUAUUAAGUAUCUGCUAGAAGCGGGAAUCUCGAUGAAUGCAAGGAACAAAGAGGGCGAGACGCCGUUGAUGGUAAAUGUUGAGUUGGCACACGUCCACUCCUCGAGCAAUGAGAAGAGGGUUUCGUUGUUGGAUAUAUUCAGAAGACACGAACAGAAAGAAAAGCUGGAUCUCAACGCGCAAGACAACGACGGCCUAGCAGCGAUCCACCUGGCAACUCUUCGCUCAGAAUUCGAACUCUUUUCCCUCCUUUCUGCAGGCGCAGACCCGACUCUUGUAACAAAGGAAAAGCGCACCAUUCUUCAUCUCGCAUGUCGAGCACGUCAAACCAAUACUAUUGCGUUGAUCAUAGAUAAGUACCGACAUCCUUGAGGAUCUCUGAGCUUAGACAUCGCGGAAUCGAUUGGUAAUUCGCAUCAUUGGGC
Mollisia scopiformis is the source of this 3777-nucleotide messenger RNA. RefSeq names its product ankyrin. Lineage: Eukaryota; Fungi; Ascomycota; Leotiomycetes; Helotiales; Mollisiaceae. The coding region runs from base 134 to 3724 and encodes 1196 amino acids. Gene Ontology annotation, molecular function: protein binding. The transcript has 3 exons. The record is from RefSeq and is a predicted model, not a curated record. Gene Ontology annotation, cellular component: nucleus; cytoplasm.